AUCCGAGUCCGAAUUCGGAGGCCCCAGUCUAUAGGUCCUGAAGAAUGAAGAUUUAAAUACAAGGUCAUGGCUAAACAUCUGAAGUUCAUUGCCAGGACUGUGAUGGUUCAGGAGGGGAACGUGGAAGGUGCCUACAGGACCCUUAACAGAAUCCUCACCACCGACGGGCUUAUUGACGUCAUAAAGCGACGACGCUACUAUGAGAAGCCUUACGUCAUAAAGCGACGACGCUACUAUGAGAAGCCUUGCCGCCGCCGCCGCCAGCGGGAGAGCUAUGAAACAUGCCAGAGGAUCUACAACAUGGAAAUGGCUCGAAAGAUUAACUUCUUGAUGCGAAAGAACCGUGCAGACCCAUGGCUGGGCUGCUAAGGCUUGAGCCCACAUUAUUUCUAUGUCCAACUCCUUUCUUUAUGCAACCAAUUUCUGUUACUUUUCUCCACAAUAAACUCAAUCACAGGUGAACAAGAAAAAAAAA
Molecule: messenger RNA, 475 nt
Organism: Rattus norvegicus (Norway rat)
Lineage: Eukaryota; Metazoa; Chordata; Mammalia; Rodentia; Muridae
Source: RefSeq, a predicted model, not a curated record